UAAUUAGAGUUACCCGCCCUUUGUAUACUACUGAUCGCAUGGCGAGAACUUGACCGACGAUUAUAUACGUUUCUUACAUCUUAUCCAGCUGAUAAUGCCAGGGCGCGGUGCCAGAAAUCCCAGAAAAGGUGUACAAUAUGUCGAGAAUGACGAACCGUCUUUCAUAAAACAAUUCAAGGAAAGGAUCGGGUACAAAGAGGGACCCACUGUCAACACAAAGUAUCAACAGCCAGAGUUGGACUCGGAUGAGGAUGCACCAGAGUUGGAGGAUGAGAAACCUGUGGUUGUUGUCCUCAAGGACGGGGAUCUCACAGAAGAUCAGGCUGACCAUGCCAAGAAGGAAUCCGAGAAAACCGUGGCCAGUGUGGACGACAUCACCACAGAAGGCAAAAUCACCUUUAAGAAACCUGUGAAGAGAUCGGCAGAGUUGGAAACUAACACGGAACUGACGGUGAGCACAUCAGGAAAGAAGAAGAAAGAGGGGGAGAAGAAAGAUAAACAGUCAUCUUCAAAAAAAGUGAAAAACUCUAAUUUAUUGUCUUUUGGUGAUGAUGAAGAAGAGGAGGACUGAACGAUGUGCACAUGCUGUGACAGUGUUACCAUGGUAACAAAAAGAAAGUGGGGAGGACUGAAUGGUGUCCGCUUGCUGUGACAGUGUUACUAAGGUAACAAUAACAAGAUGGACUGAAUGAUGCACACUUGCUGUGACAGUGCUACCAUGGUAACAUGACGAGGAGGAGACUGUUAGAUGUGAAUUGCCGUUACAGUGUUACCAAGGAAACAGGAAGAGAAGACCCUGAGAGGUGAACUUGCUGUGACACUGUUACCAUGGAAACAGUACAAGGUGGCAACCGUGAGAUGGGAACUUGCUGUGACACUGUUACCAUGGAAACAGUAAAAGGUGGCAACCGUGAGAUGGGAACUUGCUGUGACACUGUUACCAUGGUUACCUGGUUUCAGUGGUCAUUGUUGUUGAUCAUUGUUUGUUUCAAUUGUACAUUCUCAUCAAUCAAGAAUAAAGAUAUUUCAGUAAA
Molecule: messenger RNA, 1034 nt
Organism: Haliotis rufescens (red abalone)
Lineage: Eukaryota; Metazoa; Mollusca; Gastropoda; Lepetellida; Haliotidae
Exons: 3
Coding region: 95-571 (158 amino acids)
Source: RefSeq, a predicted model, not a curated record